AUGGACUUUGAGAUGGCGAGGAUGGCAGAAGAAGAAAAGGAAAACAAGAAAAUGAGUGUAAGGGUCAACGGCUGUUGCAGCUGCAUUCAUCCAUCAAAGCAUGCCACGUCGCAAUUUUACGGCGCGGCACGGUCGCUGGCCACCUUGCGCCAUCCCGGGCUGCAUGUCAUCCCCUACGCCGCCAACUUCAAGGGUGUAAUGUUGCACUGUACUGUACUGUAUCGCCUCUGUGGUACAGUGCGAACAUGCAGGGGUACACGAGCCGAUGCCUGCGUUUCCUAUUCCAAUAUUGGAAGAGAACCCGCAGCCAGCCAGCCCCUUAUCCCCCUAGACUAG
Messenger RNA from Fusarium graminearum PH-1, 336 nucleotides. RefSeq lists its product as uncharacterized. The transcript has a single exon. Lineage: Eukaryota; Fungi; Ascomycota; Sordariomycetes; Hypocreales; Nectriaceae. The record is from RefSeq and is a predicted model, not a curated record. Bases 1 to 336 code for a protein of 111 amino acids.